UGAAGAAGAAGCGCCACAAUAGGAGCGUUUUAUUUAAUUUUUCUAUUCAACACUUCAUCAAAUACUAUACACUUCCUCACAUUAUUCACACAACUCUUUUCCUUUUUUUCUUCUUGUUCUGUUUCAUAUAUAUACUUCGAACGGAAACAAGAACUUUUUCCUCUCUAUUUAAAUCCCAAACCCAUUUCAUAUAACGUCAAAGAAAGUGAUGGAAUUCGAAUUUGAUGAUCAAGAACGGUUCUGUGCAACUCCUAAGCUUCCUCUGUUCUCUAUUCCACUUAAUAGAGCAUGUGAGACUCCUGGCCUAGCGACACCACCUGUGAACAUCGCCGGAUCGGUCCCGUUUCUAUGGGAGGAAGCUCCCGGAAAGCCUCGCGUCUCCGAUGAGAACAAACCUCCGGCGUCCAAGCAGAACCACGGAGAAGGAGGAGGAGUGGUAAGGUGCCUUGAGCUUCCGCCGAGGCUGUUUUUUCCAGCCGAGAAUGAGCCAUCUCCGACCACAGUUCUCCAUGGUCCUUACAACAUACCUCGCCGGUCUCUAUCGGUGAAAAGGAGAAGCGAAGGAGACUCUGAGGGUAGAUCCGACUUUUCACGUUCCAAGAAUGGGCGCUGCUGCGACGACGGCGGCGGAGGCGGAACAACGGUGAAGAUCAGUAGGGUCAAAAGAAAAGGAAGCCUCUUGAAUCUUUCUCAGUCCAAACCGCAGUUCUUGGCAAGGGUUUACCAAGGAUUUAAGCAAGUGAUUCCAUGGAGGCGUAGUAGGCAAGAGAAUCUUCCAAGGAUGAGUUCUUCCAAUAUUUAAGCUGAAUCUCUUCAUAAUUAUCUUUAUAAUUCUCUGGUUAAUUAUGAACUAAUUAAUAUCCCUCUGUAUACACCACAUCAUUUAACAGACAUGAGAAAAAAUAAUUACUACAUAUUACAUUUUACCAUAUUAAACCUUGAACUUUCACUGCUUCUGUGUGAUUAUGUGAUUCAAGGGUAAAUAAAACAUUUGAUAUCAUUUGCAUGUUACAAACUUUUUCCUAAAAAGGAAAGCAGUUGAUUGAUACUGCUUC
Molecule: messenger RNA, 1055 nt
Organism: Camelina sativa (false flax)
Lineage: Eukaryota; Viridiplantae; Streptophyta; Magnoliopsida; Brassicales; Brassicaceae
Source: RefSeq, a predicted model, not a curated record